CACGCGCUGCGCCGCUACCCGUCCGGGGAGGAGCGCUGCAUUGCCUGCAAGCUCUGCGAGGCCGUGUGCCCGGCACAGGCCAUCACCAUCGAGGCGAGCCCCGCGCCGCGGCAAGCCGCCGCCACCACCCGCUACGACAGGUCGGACAUGACCAAGUUGCAUCUUACUGCGGGUUUCUGCCAGGAGGCCUGUCCCGUGUAGAUGGCCAUCGUGGAGGGUCCCAACUUCGAGUUUUCGACGGAGACGCACGAGGAGCUGCUCUACAACAAGGAGAAGCUGCUCAACAACGGCGACAAGUGGGAGGCCGAGAUCGCUGCCAACAUCCAGGCCGAUUACCUGUACCGGUGACGGCCCCCCCGGCACCCACCCACCACCAAAUAAAGGGUCUGGGGGUUCACCCGCCACCGGGGGCACCGGCCCCUUCCCGACCCGCA
Messenger RNA from Manacus vitellinus (golden-collared manakin), 434 nucleotides. It is a transcript of the gene NDUFS8, whose product is annotated as NADH:ubiquinone oxidoreductase core subunit S8. Gene Ontology annotation, molecular function: 4 iron, 4 sulfur cluster binding; NADH dehydrogenase activity. The record is from RefSeq and is a predicted model, not a curated record. Gene Ontology annotation, biological process: mitochondrial respiratory chain complex I assembly; mitochondrial electron transport, NADH to ubiquinone. Gene Ontology annotation, cellular component: membrane. The annotation marks the transcript as partial. NCBI's taxonomy places the organism in Eukaryota, Metazoa, Chordata, Aves, Passeriformes, Pipridae. The transcript is spliced from 3 exons.